Cucurbita pepo subsp. pepo (vegetable marrow) is the source of this 970-nucleotide messenger RNA. RefSeq lists its product as uncharacterized. Gene Ontology annotation, molecular function: ubiquitin protein ligase activity. The record is from RefSeq and is a predicted model, not a curated record. Lineage: Eukaryota; Viridiplantae; Streptophyta; Magnoliopsida; Cucurbitales; Cucurbitaceae.
GGCAGAAAUGAAAAAUAAUACUUGGAAGAUUAGAUUAGGCAAUAAUAAAUUUUAGAAUCUAUGGGCAGUUCUUGUACAUCAAACACGGAUUGAAACUUCAUCGGUAAGAAAAGAAAUCACGGCUCUGAAGUUGGUCUCAAGGAACACGCAUCAGGUUUGAAAUUCCAAGUUUGGGAUACGUUCAUACUCUCGACAGAUCAGAAUUGGAAGAUUUUGAUACCCAAUAUGGACGGCCCCCCUGCGGGCGAUAUCUGUUCGAUCUGCCAUGGAAGAUUCAACACCCCUUGCCAAGCUAACUGCUCGCACUGGUUCUGCGGAAGGUGCAUAAUGCUUGUUUGGGAUCAUGGAUCACCGCUGCAGCCAUGUAAAUGCCCCUUAUGUCGCCGACAGAUCACUUUAUUGGUUCCUUCUGAGGCUUCAGCAACGCAGCAAAGUGACCCUGAGGUUGCUCGUGUUCUUAACAAUAUAAGGAAUUAUAACCGUCAUUUUGGUGGCAACUCAACUGGUUUAAAUCAGCGGCUGCAAGACCUUCCUUUUCUCUUACGGAGAUUGCUUCGGGAACUCCUCAAUCCACAGAGAUCUCUUCCUCUUGUCAUUAGAGCACGUGUUUACACUGCAAUGUUUCUAAGUGUAGUCUACACUGUGAGUCCCAUCGAUAUCAUACCCGAAGCAUUACUAGGGUUAUUUGGACUGAUGGAUGAUGCCUUUAUACUGCUCAUCUGCUUCCUUUAUGUUGCUGCUUUAUACCGAUCGGUACUCCAUAAUCGCCAUGGAGGAACUUGAGUUGUCCUUGCAGCUUUGCCAUAACUGUGUUUGCAAGUUGCUGACCGAGGUGGGGAGCGUUCAAGAGCUAUGUGAUCAUAGAGAAGGUCGUUUUGAAACGUCGUUUGUAUUUCGUUUUGUAAUUGUAUCCCCAACCCAUUUUUUUUAUUUGUAAUAAAAUUGAACAUAGUCUUAUAAUUGAAUUUUA